Ilex paraguariensis (yerba mate) is the source of this 1047-nucleotide messenger RNA. The record is from the annotation of a GenBank genome assembly. Lineage: Eukaryota; Viridiplantae; Streptophyta; Magnoliopsida; Aquifoliales; Aquifoliaceae.
AUGGCUGCAGAGGUAGAAUCACUGGCUAGUUCGGUCCAAGAACUGUCCAUGAACCGCAAUGGACCUCCAUCAAGAUACCUCUUGAAGGAUGGUAUUGGAUUGAAUGGUGACUCUUCCUUUCCAGUGCUGGAUAUUCCAGUUAUUGAUCUUGGUCUGCUUGCUUCGUCUUCACCAGAGAGUGAAGAGCAACUUGACCGGCUCCGGUCUGCUCUCAGCUAUUGUGGUUACUUUCAGGCAAUAAAUCAUGGAGUUGAGAGUUCAUUUCUCGACCAAGUGCAUGAUCUUACCAGAGAAUUCUUUCAACUUCCAAUGGAAGAGAAGAAGAAAUACUCCAGAGAUGCAAAUGGCAUAGAUGGAUAUGGGAAUGAUGUAGUUUACUCAGAGAAGCAAACUCUUGAUUGGAAUGACCGUCUGUAUCUCAAUACUCUCCCCAUAGAAAUCAGAAAACUCGAAAAGUGGCCCAAAAAUCCUGAAAAGUUUAGUGAAAUGCUAUGUGAGUAUACUACAAAAUUACAAGGUAUAAAUGAGAUCAUCCUCAAGGGCAUAGCAAAGUCAUUGAACUUGGAAGAGAACUGUUUUGUGAAACAGUUUGGGAAAAAGCCAACAACUUUGGCAAGAUUUAACUUGUACCCUCCAUGCCCAACCCCUCAUCUUGUUCUUGCUGCAAAAGCACAUGGAGAUGCAUCAGGAACUACCUUUCUUCUGCAAGAUAGAGAAGUGGAAGGCCUUCAAUUCCUGAAAGAUGAUCAAUGGUACAGAGCUCCCAUAAUUCCUGAUGCUAUUGUCUUCAAUGUUGGUGAUCAACUUGAGAUAAUGACCAAUGGCAUAUACAAGAGCCCAAUCCACAGGGUUGUGACAAACAAAGAGAGAGAAAGGAUCACUGCUGCUUUUUUCUUUGCUCCUGAUCCAACAAGUGUGGUUGAACCGGCAGAAGGGCUGAUUGAUGAGAACAGGCCAAGGCGUUACAAGAAAAUUGUUGAUUACACUGCUAAUUAUUUUGAGUUCUUCCAGAAGGGCAUGAGGCCAAUUGAUGAUUUGAAAAUUUGA